AUGGAAUUAGAGCUAAAAGAUAUUCAUUUAUCAAAUGAACAUGAAGAAAAGGUGUUUGCUAACUAUCAAAAAUUCACUAUUGUUAUGAGCACAGAAUUGGAAAAUACUUCAUAUAAUAGUUCAUUCUAA
Molecule: messenger RNA, 129 nt
Organism: Dentiscutata erythropus
Lineage: Eukaryota; Fungi; Glomeromycota; Glomeromycetes; Diversisporales; Gigasporaceae
Source: the annotation of a GenBank genome assembly